Messenger RNA from Mytilus californianus (California mussel), 1082 nucleotides. Its product is annotated as poly [ADP-ribose] polymerase 1-like. Lineage: Eukaryota; Metazoa; Mollusca; Bivalvia; Mytilida; Mytilidae. Bases 99 to 764 code for a protein of 221 amino acids. Gene Ontology annotation, molecular function: polynucleotide 3'-phosphatase activity; double-stranded DNA binding; ATP-dependent polydeoxyribonucleotide 5'-hydroxyl-kinase activity. Gene Ontology annotation, biological process: DNA repair. The transcript has 2 exons. The record is from RefSeq and is a predicted model, not a curated record.
ACAUGUUUAGUUUUCUGCAAAAAUCCUUAUCAUAAUCGUAUAUGCAUUGUGUAAUACCCACCACAUGUUGCAUUGCCUUUGUUUGUUUAUUUUGAAAGAUGUCUUCAGAACCUUUGAGCGCCGAAUAUGCGAAAUCAGCGAAGUCUGCAUGUAAAGGCUGUAUGAAGAAUAUAGCGAAAGGAGAACUCCGUAUUGGAUUCGUCGGCAAGGCUAAUUUUGGUACAACUGCAUGGUACCAUUAUGAUUGCAUUUGGAAGAACUACGAAAAUCUCAAAUCAAUCGACAGCUCUAAAACAACAAAAAGUAUCGUUCAGGGAUAUUCAGAUUUGAAGGAAGAUGAGAAAAAGAAACUUGAUGUGGACUUGCCAAAAUAUUGCAAAGAAGCCGCCGAAAAGGCAGCCGCUGCAGCUAAGGAAGGGCCAUUACCAAUGGCUACAGAAUAUGCGAAGUCUGCCAAAUCUUCAUGCAAAGGUUGUUCAAAGAGUAUCGACAAAGGGGCACUCCGUGUAGGAUUCACAGGAAAGGCUAACUUCGGUGCUACAGCGUGGUAUCAUUAUGACUGUAUUUGGAAGGACUCUGACAAUUUAAAGUCGAUUGAUGGCUCAAAAGCUGCUGAGAAGAUCAUUAAAGGAUAUUCAGAUCUGCAGGAUGAAGACCAAGAUAAAAUUGAAGCUGACUUGUUGAAGCAUUGUAAACCACCAGCAGAUAAAAGAAAAGGGGACGCUUCUAAAGAUGGUCCAACAGCUGCGAAGAAGUCUAAAUAGGACAUCACGUGUACAGAUGAAGGACAUAUGAAUAUAAUUCGUGAGAACUUCAUGUGUAUUGGAUGUUCAUAUACGCGUGCGUUCGUCUACAUUAUAUGUGCUUAAAGCUUUCUUAUAAUUCUGUUGGAGUCAAGUGGACUAACUAGUGAGGGUGCUCGGUUUUAUAUUAUUUUUCCUAAGAAGGAAUGUGACUGUCAUGGCAGCAGUUUGAAUGUGGUUAACAAAGAUGACUGAAAGUUUAUUUUGCAUUGCAAGUUGUAACAUAGUUUAUACGCCUAGUCAUUUUAUUCAUUUAAAAAUAAAGCUUUCAGAAAAGUU